CAUAUGAAAAAAAAGUUUAUUUCUAUUAUAUGCAGUCUAAUCUAAGGGAAAAUUGAACAUUUGUGUGUGUAGAGAAUGUCCUCUAGAAUUUAAGAAGAAAGAACUUUUUUUAUCAUCUAGGAAUGAAAUACUAAGACCUGAAGAAAUAACGGAUUUUUGUGAUUUACAAUGGCAUCAUACAAGAUUCUGGACAACAACUCCUCUACCUGGGCUACAACAAGCAUCACUUCAAGAAAGAAAUAUGAACAAAUGGAAAAAUUGGAAAGGGCAAGCUUGAUUUGCCGAAAUGCCAUAGACAGCUAUAAUGCUUCAUUUAACAAUUUGUAUUGUGAGCCUAUUUGGGAUCAGAUUAUGUGCUGGGAAGCAACGCGAGCAGGAACAAUUGCCAAGAAACAUUGCCCAGCCUAUAUAGAGGGUCUCAAUACAGACGGUUUUGCUAGACGACAGUGCCUGGAAAAUGGUACUUGGUACAUCCCCCCAGGGAGGAAUAUCAGCUGGACAGAUUUUGGGGAAUGUGUCAGGGAUAACCAGCAAAUUUAUUCAAGUGAUCUACUCGAACACCUUGCACGUAUCAGACUAAUGUACAACAUAGGAUACGGAGUGUCUCUCUGCUCACUGGUUGUGGCCGUGUUUAUCAUGUUAUGCUGCAGGAAAUUGUCCUCCAAGAGCAACACGCUGCACAUCAAUCUGUUCAUUGCCUUUAUUCUGAGAGCGUUUAUGUCUUUUCUGAAGGAGAGUUUGUUUGUGGAGGGAGUAGGUCUCCAGCAAGACAUAGAGGAUGUUAAUGGUGUCUUCCGGUUCCGGGAAGGUGGCACUCAUUGGGAAUGUAAACUUCUUUUCACGCUGUUUGUUUACACCAUAUCAGCCUGUGCCAUGUGGAUAUUUAUGGAGGCUCUAUAUUUGUACAUGAUGGUUUAUAAGACCAUGUUUACAGAAAAACAUGGAGUUCAUCUAUACAUCGUAUUUGGAUGGCUGGGUCCUUUUUCAUUCCUUAUACCCUGGGUGAUUGUUAGAGCUACCCUAGAGGAUUCUUUGUGCUGGAAUACGAAUCCUUCCCCGGAGUAUCUUUGGAUCCUGAGGGGGCCGCUCUUAGGUAUCUACAUAAUAAACUUCAUAUUUUUCGUUGACAUUGUGAGAGUGCUUUUCAUUCGCGUUCAGAAAAAUAAGCGUGUGUCAGGGGCAAGGAAAGUGAGGAAGAUGGCCAAGUUCAUAGUGGUACUGAUUCCACUGUUUGGUGUUUGUUACAUUGUAUUCUCUUUCCUCACUGGUAAUGAUAUAGAUGUACAAAGAGAUAUCCCAUACCUCUACAUAGAAAUGUUCUAUAAUUCCUUCCAAGGUUUUAUACUAGCCAUCUUAUUCUGUUUUCUGAAUGAAGAGGUGUUGCAAGAAAUCCGGAAGGCGUGGUACAAAUACGCUCUACGGCGGAAGGAAAGUUAUGCGUAUUCAAGAUCGGCGUUCCUGACCACGUGGAGAAAGAGUUCCCGCAAUUCUCACACCGUGUCCUCCUUCAUCGACAGGGAGAGAUCCACGGACUGUUCUAACGUUAGUCGACUCCUCCCCAAGGGCAAAAACAACAAUGACUGUGUGUCCCGGUCCUUUACGGACUCGAGUCCUUGUGACUCCGAUGGCGUUCGAUGGUCUUCGAUGAAUUCCGAUGGUCUACGUAGAGAGACGUGUGAGGAGGCUAAUUGUAGAUUCUUAUCUGUUCCUAUCGACAGAGAAAAGACCGAAAGCUGAGUUAUGAAGAUCAUCUACAUUUAGUUGAUCUCAGUCGUGGAAUGCUCACUAUAUUUCUUUCUGCUGAGUCCCAUCUACUAAGGAUCAUACAUGUUAACAGUGUACUAUAACAUGUCUGACAAGGGAUUGAAUAUGGAUAUCAAAUAGAAAAUAACUGUUAAAUGUAUCAAUAAGUAUUUAUUUUAAGUCUGUUUAUGAAAUGCCUUUACAAUUACCGUCUAAUAAUCUUUGGCAUAAUAUAAAAUAUAUAGUUUCUUUAAUUAUUAGCUAUUACUUAAAAGAUAACAUGGCAUACAAAGCUAGAGUGGUUGCAAUAUGAGCUUCCUAAUAGAAGAAUGAUUUUAAAAAUAAAAGUAAAUUCGCCACCGUGUACCUUCCAAAAAACAGGAUGUACAUAGAAACAAUAAAUCACCUUUACCUUAAAUAUUUAAUGUGGAAUGUAUUGAAACAUGGUUUUAAAUGAAUUUACUAUUCCCUACACACUUUACUGUUAAGUAAUAAUAUUCGUAAACAUUUCAACCUACUCAUUCUUAUACAAAUGUAUUUCUGCUACUUAUUACAAAACGAGUCCACUUGGAGAUUUCUGUGAUUUGAAGCAAAUAGGUAACAGAAUAUUUGUACCAUAAGGAACAAUAUUUGUACCAUUAGCUUAUUAAUGAUUAUAAAGAUGAAAGGCACCGGCAGCAAUGAAGCAAGACUCAGAACUCAUACUCGUAUUGCAUCUUAACAUUGUUAUUAUGAAAUAUAUAGGUGUAUAUAUUAUUUCUCAGCAUUGUAGCAACCGCUAAUGAUAAAACACCGCUUAAUGAUAGAAAUAUCAUUAUGCGUUGCAAUGCAACGCUCAAUGUAAUAACUUGUUACAUUAUUCAAUAGUUGACAUCCUCAACCGCUUAAUGAUUCAAUUCAUCUAUUAAGCGGGGAAAUAGCAUUAGCAGUUGAGAAUGUCAACUAUUAAUGCAAUAAUUCAUGGCGUUAAGCGGCGUUUUAUCAUUAGCGGUUGCUACACAUUUCCUCUUUUGUAAAACAAAUUAUACUUUUCACAUUGUAUAUUCAUUGUUGUUAUGAUGUAUAUAUUUAUAAGUCGAGUAAAAUAAAUAUUGAUAAUUUA
Messenger RNA from Saccostrea echinata, 2845 nucleotides. RefSeq names its product parathyroid hormone/parathyroid hormone-related peptide receptor-like. Lineage: Eukaryota; Metazoa; Mollusca; Bivalvia; Ostreida; Ostreidae. The record is from RefSeq and is a predicted model, not a curated record. The coding region runs from base 169 to 1737 and encodes 522 amino acids. Gene Ontology annotation, molecular function: G protein-coupled peptide receptor activity; peptide hormone binding. Gene Ontology annotation, biological process: cell surface receptor signaling pathway; adenylate cyclase-modulating G protein-coupled receptor signaling pathway. The transcript is spliced from 13 exons. Gene Ontology annotation, cellular component: plasma membrane.